Molecule: messenger RNA, 2631 nt
Organism: Clonostachys byssicola
Lineage: Eukaryota; Fungi; Ascomycota; Sordariomycetes; Hypocreales; Bionectriaceae
Source: the annotation of a GenBank genome assembly
AUGGAGAGCCCGUCUCCCAAAGUCGCACCUGCUCGGAAGUUCAAGCCAAUAGCGAUUGGAAAAUGCCACGUCCAGACCGCAGCGGAUCGUUUCGGUCCUGGUGCCGAGGGCGCCAUACGAGAUCGCGAGCGGCUGGCUCUGGGUAUACCAUACGAGGGUAAUGAGCCGCCGUUUCUUUGGCCGAGCGGGAGUGGUGACGGCGAGGACGAAGAUGAGCAGGUCGAUGCUGCCAACAGAUCUAUCUACAAAUCAGUCCCGUCCAUUCAGUCGAACCGCAACAACCUGACUGCCCUCUCGCAACUAUACAAUCAGCAGCUUUACUUCGUAGCGUAUCAAGGCUGUAUCUUCGUGUACAGAUUAAGGAGCGGUGCCAAGAACGCUCUCCCCCGGCAUCCCGAUCUGCAGCUCAAGCCUCCCGCGAGCGACGAGGCUCGGGCGGUCGGAGGACUCCUAGACGCACGUACUGGGCACGCCAUCAACCACAUAAUCACAGGGAACCUUGGAAACGAAGAGAUUGUCCUUGCAGCCCAUGAUGAUGGAGAUGUGACUGCUUACAAGACGAAGGACAUCGCAGACUACAUUUUAGGCGCGAAGCAAGUCGCUGUAUUUACAACUCCUAUGAAAGACUCCCAGUCCGCGCCGAAUCAUGGCAAGAGACCCCGCCCAAGACAAUUCUUUCACGAGAAUGUCGGAAAAUCUGCCUGGGGACUGGCCAUCCACCAACAGUCCCGGCUGAUUGCAAUCAGCUCCAACCGUUGGGAGGUGACUGUAUUCGCAUUCGCCCUGUAUGACGACACCUCUGGACGGCCCCCGACACCUGCGUCGAUCGAGCCGCGUGAGAAUGUUGAAGCUUGGGUCCGUCAGCGGCAGCGUACGUGGAGGAUUAUCAUACUGCUGGGCCAGGAAGCAGAUAACUUGCCAAAUGUCUGUUUCCUCGACAAUAGGGAAGGCUAUGCCGAGAAGGUCUGCGCAAUCGAUAUCAAGGGCUCGAUAUGGAUUGCGGACAUUUGGAAGCCGAAACAACCAGCAUCGCACAUCCCCCCGUUUGAUGGGCAGGACAUCAUCAGCGAUGAGUUUUAUCCUUCAGUGUCGAGAGGUUGGGGAGUUCUUGCAUUCAACGAUAGCUGUUACAUGGAGGUGAAGAGUGUGGAGGAACUCAUUGGGUUCCCCGAACAUGAUUGUACUAUCAAGCCAUCCCGGCAAUCGUUGACUCAGCCUCUAGCCAAGAUACAGCCGGUUCUUGAGAACAUUCCUGAGAAUCCUUGCCGGCCAUCUGAUACAGAUAGAUCUGAUGACGAUGUGUAUGACGAGGAUGUAGUCGAGGACGAGGAUGGGGAUGAAGACGAAGGCGAAGACGAAGACGAAGAUGAAGACGAUGAGGACGACCAGGGUGACGAAGAUGAAGAUGAAGAUGAAGAUGAAGAUGAAGAUGAAGACGAGGAUGAGGAUGAGGAUGACGACGAUGGCGAUGACGACUUUGAGCACGGCAAUUCCGGAAUUCUGGGAAGCGAGGCAGUAGCAGCAGGCCCUGGGGGCUCCAUCGAUAUGGCAGAUAUUGUACCUUUUGAGCAGGCGUUCCAGCAGGAGUGGGAGCAACUGCAACUGCAAGGAGCACAGCCGAUUCCUCCCCACGCCGUGUGGCUUGCAGCGCAUCCGCCGAACGGAUCGGCACCCCCGCAGCAUAUCAUGGCCCAGUUUCAACAGCAAGCUUGGCCUUUCGAGGCCACAUUUCAGGAUCUAAGCGAUGCAUUGGGAGAAUUAGAAGACGCAUUUGGUGAGCUCGAGGAUGCCCUACCCCAUAUUGGCUCCUCUCUCCCACAGUUGCACGUGGCUUUGGCCAAUCCCCCCAAUUCCAUGUUGCGACGAUGUCCCAGGCGCGAGUGUCGGGCGCCUGAAAACAGGAUUCCAGAGCCAAGCCCACUGAUCCUGGAGCGACUGUUGCAGAUGAUAUACUACCCGCAUACCGCGGAGGUGACGCCAGCACCUAUGGACAGACCCUCGCGGAUCAUGUUCGCCACAUCGUCCAGGAGGGACUAUAACAUGAACCGCACCCAGCUGUAUGGUGCUUUUGAACGCUUAGCACCAGGAUAUCGCAUCCUGCGAACAUACGAAAAGGACUUUGAGAUGUUUGAGCUCCCGCGGCCAGGGGCAGAGCUGCGGAGAGAUAUCGGCAUGUUUUGUGGUAAUGCUCUCGAGUUUGAGCGCUUCCGGGAUCCGCUCUCCUCGUGGAGUUUCCGGGCAACAAGCAGACUCAGUCUGCUGGCACAUGUUCCCGAGAUGUCCAUCGUUAUUCUCGGGUCACCAACUGGACGUGUGCUGGUCGCAUCAUUGACUCGGCUGAGUUCCAAAGAGAACGAUUUCAAGGGACGAGGGAUGUGGAGACGCGGAAUCAGAGUGGAAUGGGUUCUUCCCAACAAAAUAGAAGAGAGAAACCAUCGGACAACUAAGCGAGCUCUCCAUGGGAUGGCAAUCGGUCGCAUACCCGAUGAUGGCGAUCAAAAUGGCGAGCAGGCUGGAAGAGGGGCAUCCCUCCCGCGACGAUACCGGCUGAUGCUGCACUACCAGAACCACGACAUCUUUUCUUACGAGGUUACGAGAAACGAGCAAACAGGCAAGAUCUGUCUGUUUUGA